Messenger RNA from Penicillium cosmopolitanum, 2979 nucleotides. Its product is annotated as serine/threonine-protein kinase. Gene Ontology annotation, molecular function: protein serine/threonine kinase activity; ATP binding; protein binding. Gene Ontology annotation, biological process: peptidyl-serine phosphorylation; protein autophosphorylation; autophagy. The coding region runs from base 1 to 2979 and encodes 992 amino acids. Gene Ontology annotation, cellular component: cytoplasm; autophagosome. The transcript is spliced from 4 exons. The record is from RefSeq and is a predicted model, not a curated record. NCBI's taxonomy places the organism in Eukaryota, Fungi, Ascomycota, Eurotiomycetes, Eurotiales, Aspergillaceae.
AUGGAAGCCACCCAAGAAUCCACACAGCCUUGUGCUGAUCCUCGUCGGAUGGGCCUGAACAAUUCCGGCCUUCAAGAACAGGAUCUUGCGGACAUCAUUUGUAUUUUGCAUCCCAACUCCCAUGCCGCGCACGAUGGAGUAGCGGCCACCGCAGCACUAGGAAGCCAACACAUUCUUCAGAAAGAUGUCUUGGACUAUGAGACAUCGGAAACGGCGGCCCUCGACGUGGCGUUGAGAUUGUCCUCGGACGUUCAUGAUAUCGGGGCGGGGUUCUGUUUCGGUCGCAAUAAAGCGCGCUGCGACAUCCUUCUCGCCGGUGACGACGAGGCUAAACGCGUAUCGAACAACCAUUUUCGAAUCUACCUGACCGGCGAUGGCAUCAUUAUGCUCCAAGACACCUCGACAAACGGCACCAUCGUGGACAACUGCCGCCUUCGAAAAACACAAAAGGAAAACAGUCGUAUGCUCACAAACGGCUCGAUCAUCCAAGUCGUCACCGGCAAUCAGGGCUCCGACGAGGUACGCUUUGUGGUUCGAAUCCCGGCUCGUGAGGGCUUCGCCAUGCAGUAUACACAGAAUGUUCUGCACUACUUUGAGCGUCUCCAACAUACUGUCGCCGGCGUAGCCCAACAAAAGACUCGAUACUCCUCAAAUCAACCCGUCCUCUCGUGGUCGGUCGCCAACACAUACGGGAUGCAUUGGACUGGUGGUGCGAUGUACAAUGUAACAGGGCAGAUCGGCAAGGGGGCAUUUGCGACGGUCUACAAAUUGGCGACAAAGCAGCAUGGUGCGAUCUAUGCCGCGAAAGAAUUGGACAAGCAUCGAUUUAUGAAGAAAGGAAUUUUGGACCAGAAGGUUGACAACGAGAUGAAGAUUAUGCGUGACUUGACACAUCCUAAUAUCGUUCAAUACAUCGACUAUCACGAACAUGACCGUUGGAUCUACAUCAUAAUGGAGUAUGUACCUAUGGGUGAAUUGUCGACAUAUCUGUCAUCACAGGGCAAGAUCCAGGAGGAUAUGGUGAGAACUAUCGCUCGCCAGCUUCUGCGGGCACUGCACUACCUUCACAGGCGCCGAAUUACCCAUCGCGAUAUCAAGCCGGAUAAUAUUCUUAUUGCAUCGCUCGAUCCGCUUCGUGUGAAAUUGUCAGAUUUUGGGCUGUCCAAGGUGACGCAGGAGGAGACUUUCCUCAAGACCUUCUGUGGUACACUACUGUACUGUGCGCCUGAGGUGUAUCCCGACUAUGAGACAUAUCGGCGAGGGGAUGCUCGGAAGAGACGUCGUGUUGGAGACCCCCAGGCUGUCGACAUGUGGUCGCUUGGUGCUGUUCUGUACCAUAUUCUCGCCGGAGUGCCACCAUAUUCUGGUCGUGCUGAAGACCGUGGUCAACACAUGCUCCGCUGUAUCAUGGAGACUGACGCCGAUUACGACAUCUUGCGUCGAGAGGGUGUCUCAGAAUCUGGUAUCGAAUUCGUUGCCCAGCUUCUGAACCGAGAUCCUUUCUGUCGACCAACAGAGAGAGACUGCUUUCAGCAUCCGUGGAUUGCCGAGGUGGAGGAUGUGGAUCAGUACGAAGACGACGAUAUCCUCGCCGAAGUGCGCGAGGGCCUCUCGGUUAUUGGGGAAGACGAAGAGCUAGACGCAUCUCAACUCUCUCUUGCUGAUGACCAGGGGUACACUUACGCCGGUGAAGGUGAAGAGUCAAGCAGCAGUGAAGCUCUCGCCAAACGUCCACGCCUGGAACAAAUCCCCACGGAAAUCAAGUAUCCUUCACUUCCCAACAUCGAAAGUUUCCAAGACGGCCAAGUUGUCGCCGAACAACAAGCCCGACGUCUCUUUGGCGAAGUCACUUCUUCCGCACUGCGCAGCUCCUACGCACUCGGCCAAAACGGCUCCUGGGCUGGAGUUGACUUUGAGGCCGAGGGCUUUGCAUCAUCCGGUGAGUCGAUGAGCGAUGAACACAGUGUCUAUUCCAUCAUUUCUCUCCCGGAAAACCCCUUCGGCGGCACUGCACCCAGCCUCAUGGGCGCAGAGAAUCUCGUUGGACGACUGAAUAUGAACUCCUCGCUUCCUCUCCUUCCCCCGACCGGUCCCGUUACUGAAUCAUCGACCCGGCAGACCACUCCUGGCGAGCAGAGGGAGCCCGUCAAUCCAGGUAGCAACAGAACUCCACGUCAAAGGGGAGCACUCCCCAGCUCUGACAAUGCAGAGAUCACGCCAAGGCCACCAAAGGUGUCUCGUCGCAUCGAGCUUGAUAUUCCCGACACAGCGAGUGAGCGCUCCAGCAGCGCCAGUGCACCAAAUAGUCGCCGCGGAUCUACAAAGCCGACCGAACCAUCUUUCGACCCUGAACUUGCGACUACCCUGGAUGCCCAAACUGGCCAGGCCAUCCUAGAUGCGCAGCUGCGAGAACAACUACCCGCAACCGAGGCGCCAUCCGAUGUGAUUGUCCAUCGACCCGAUACCCCCAUCAAGUCUGCCAGGUUCAAUCUUCGACCUCAACAUCCGCCUAGAAAACCGCCUCACAUCAUGGGGACGGGGCCCAAUGCCACCGUUCGACACGAAGACCGAAUGGACGUACGAAUCCCGGCCUACGCCUUGGAAAUCACAUUCUGGGCGCCCGCCAUCGAAUGCAUGAUUGCCGAGGGCCGAAACUGGAUGGAUGUAGACGGCGUGAUGGCCGUCCUGUCAACCAAGACGCGGAAAUGUAUCUGGGUGAAUGGUGUCGAGCUACGCAAGGAUGGACCAAACGGGUUCCAGUUCGGGAAACUGUACACUGGCGAUGUGAUUACUAUCUACAAACAUAACGGGCAAUUCUUGGAUCUCCGCUGUGAGUUUUAUCAUGGGGAGAGCGUUGAGACUCGCCCGGAGCAUGAGGAGGGAUUUGUGGUUCGACAGGCUCUGGUGCGGAAGUCUGACGGUGCAACGAAUCGCAUGCCUGUGCCUGUGUUGUCUACGGAAAAGAAAGAUGAGGAAUAA